Messenger RNA from Trichoderma asperellum CBS 433.97, 1067 nucleotides. RefSeq lists its product as uncharacterized. The record is from RefSeq and is a predicted model, not a curated record. Lineage: Eukaryota; Fungi; Ascomycota; Sordariomycetes; Hypocreales; Hypocreaceae.
GACGACCCCCUGAGAUGGGCCAUUUGUACUACUUUGUACUCCGUAGUUGAAAAUAACUGCCGCAUGUGAUGGCAACGACACGGCCAUCUCGACAUCACCACUCGCACCGCCUUGGGUCUUGUCUUCUUCUUCCUUCUUCUCUUCACCAUGAUCUCCCGCCUCAAACUCGGCAUUCUCUUCUUUUCCCUCUUUUCUCCCCCUUGGGCUACCCGCUAUUUCGUUCAUUCUAUUCCCUUCAACUUUAAGCGUUCUCAUCUUCCAUCAUGGGCGCUUCCAGCCACGUUCGCUUCGCCUUCGCUGCGCUGAUGGCCGGCUUAAUGACUGCAAUGGGUGACAAGAGCGCUUCUCUUAUAUUUCCUGCCACCUUUGAAGUGGACUUGCUAUUCCCUCGCAAUGAGACUUACGCUCCGAGCUGGCUGAUGCCCGUCGUCUUUGCAAUUCAGAAUCCAUCUCUGGCUGUCCCGCUGUCCGCUUCAAUCCAGUGGAACAUGUGGGAGGGCAACAACACGAGGUCGCCCGGCUCUAUCGGUGGUGGUGGUUUUGAUGUAGCCGGCGAUGUAACUACGGCGACAUCCACACCCAAAAACCCUUAUCUGCUCAGCAGUGCUGUCAACACUAUUUCUUACCCAGAUGGCGUCUGGACUCUCGCCUGGUACGUGCAGUAUAACAUUUGCGGGAACCCAACGCAUAGCGAAAACUUCACCACCGUCUUCACCGUCAGCAAGUCUGGAAAGGCAAUCGAUCUUGAGGCGGCUACAUCGUCUGAUAUUUGUGGCGCCGCGGAGGCACAAGCAUUCAACAUAACUUCUUCUGGGGGAUGUGGUAUGCUAGGUCCCACCCCAACCACCAACCCAUGUGCGGCAACUAUCGACUCUGUAGCCGCAUCCAGUCUAUCCGCCUUAGCCAGGGCCACGGGCUCUAUCUGUACAUCUUAUAGUUCCAACCUCACCUGCCUGAAUCCGAGCCCGCCUCCCGGUCAACCUUCAGCAGCCAAUCCUCGUGUGGCAGCGGCGUCGCAAUUGCUUACGCUGCUGGCUGCAUUGGGUGCCCUGAUCUAUCUUGCAUGA